AUGAUUCACUCAAAACUUACAUCGUGUCAAAGUUGGCUUUCCAAUUCUUAAACCCAAAAAUUUUUCUAACGCACACGUUCAGCGUCUGCUUCGUGUUCUAACGCCAGACCUCGUCCGAUGAGGCCUCUUCCAACGAUUCUUCUGGUGAAGUUUCUCUCGUCAUGUUCAAUCCGGCAACUUCCCUCCCACUGAAGCUCACCGCCCAAAACUUCCCUUCUUGGUGUGCCCAACUCUCGUCUCUCCUAGAUGGCCUCGAUCUCACCGACUAUCUUGAUGGCACUUUUGUUGUAUCGGACGUCAUGGUCACGGUCAAUGGUGCUUCGGUUUGCUACCCUGCUUAUCUACGCUGGUAUCGUCAGGACCAGCUCCUCUUGAAUGGCAUCUUUGCCUCCGUCUCAGAAGGUGUUCUACCCUUCAUCAGUUCAUCGGCCACAUCUUAUACGGCUUGGUCGACUCUUCAAAGACUUUAUGUUGGCUCCUCUCAAUCUCGUGUCAUGACCCUUUCCGAUCGCUUGUAUGAAGAGUCGAAGGGUGAUCGCGACGACAACGCUGGACGUGGUUCGGGUCGUUCAUCGUCACCUUCCUCAUCCUUUUUUAUAUGGUUCCUGGGAUCCUUCUCGUAGCGAUGAUGAUCAUCGGUCUGCUAUAGUUAUUUGCAUGUACUGUGAGAAGCCGAGACACUCGGUCCGCAAGUGUUUCCAACUAUUCCCUAAACAAACAAACUCAAGCAAAUACCACCACCACUACUGCUUCUCCUCGGCCAUCUGCUCCAGCUGCGGAUCCUUGGCCCAUGGACUCCGUUGCCACACAUCAUGUGACUCAUGACCUUGGUAAUUUAGCUCUCUACUCCGACUAUAAUGGCCCUGACGAGGUGUAUUUCGACAAUGGUACGGGUUUGGCUAUUAUACGCAUUGGUUCUUCUUCUCUAUUGAACUCUACUCGUCGCUUGACUCUUGACGAUAUUUUGUAUGUGUCUGAUUUUCGUAAUCGCUUAAUCUCUGUUACUAAUAUUUGUCGUACUAAUCCUCUCUCGCUGGAUUUUUUUCCCAUUCAUUUGUUGUGAAGGAUCUUCAAACCCAAUUUCCUCAUCAACUUCAACUUCAAUUUCGAGUUCAGUGUGAGGGUGACCCCAAACCACAAGCCUUUUUGUUGCUUCCCUUAAAUCCCUCUCUCAAACUAGUAGUCGAAGAGUGCGAUUGAUGUUGUUGUCUAGCAGUGCUAAAGGUGCUAGGUUCCUCCGGGUCAUACACCUCUUGCACACACUUCACACAACACAAACGAUAGCCAAACAAGCAAGAUCCAAACUCAAAAUGCAAGAAAAGAAAUGUUAGAGUAAAAG
This is a messenger RNA of Linum trigynum, 1339 nucleotides long. NCBI's taxonomy places the organism in Eukaryota, Viridiplantae, Streptophyta, Magnoliopsida, Malpighiales, Linaceae. The record is from the annotation of a GenBank genome assembly.